AUGACUUACCAAAUAGCCGCCUUGCUGCUCACUCCCUUUCUUUGCCGUGCCUCGGCGCUUGUUAUCAACGAUACCCCCACAGUGAACGCGCGUGCGGUCACGAACACCAGCAAGGCUGGGCUGCCUUGGCCGAACGGCAAUGCUGACGAUAUCAAUCAGUAUCUAAGCACUGGCAAGGUUCAAUGGUAUUACACGUGGAGCCCUUCCCCGACCCAAGCCGACCUCGAGUUUGUUCCCAUGCUCUGGGGCACAAAUCAAGUCGACCAGUGGGAUGGAACUAUCAACAAGACCGUUCAAGACCUGCAUGUCACCCACGUCCUGGGCUUCAAUGAGCCAGAAAUCCAAGGGCAGUCCAACAUCGACCCUCAAGAGGGCGCCGCGCUUUGGAAAGCGCACAUCGAGCCGCUCCGUGGGCUGGGCGUUCAAUUGGGAUCUCCUGCCCCAAGCGGAUCGCCGGCAGGGAAACAGUGGCUGCUCGACUUCAUGGAUGCGUGCCAGGGCGGCUGCUCCGUUGACUUCAUUGCCGUGCACUACUACGACAUCAACUCGACCGGUUUCAUGGAAUACCUCGAAGACUACCACAACACGUUCCAGCGUUCGAUGUGGGUAACGGAAUGGGCGUGCCAGAAUUUCAACAACGCGGAUAUGCAGUGUUCGCAGCAAGACGUGGUCGACUUCAUGAAUUCUACUCAAGCGUUCAUGGAUAGCACGGAUUGGGUUGAACGCUACGGAUGGUUCGGCGCUAUGGAGAACCUCCAAGGAGUGAAUGAGGCAAAUGCUCUCAUGUCUUCCCAGGGUUCUAUCACGCCAUUGGGUCAGCAGUAUAUCGGCGCGACUGUACCCCAGGUUGAUGCCAACUACACCCCCGGCGUUGUUCAUGGAGGCUCGGGCUUACCUAGCGGGGAUGGAGGGUCGAAUGCUGCCCUUCUGUUCGGCCACACGACCCCGUGGCAGACCCUUCUAUUGCCUGCGAUGGUGACUUGCGCCAUGAUGAGAUUUGCGGUUUGA
Epithele typhae is the source of this 1008-nucleotide messenger RNA. Its product is annotated as glycosyl hydrolase catalytic core-domain-containing protein. The transcript is spliced from 4 exons. The coding region runs from base 1 to 1008 and encodes 335 amino acids. The record is from RefSeq and is a predicted model, not a curated record. NCBI's taxonomy places the organism in Eukaryota, Fungi, Basidiomycota, Agaricomycetes, Polyporales, Epitheliaceae. Gene Ontology annotation, biological process: fungal-type cell wall polysaccharide metabolic process. Gene Ontology annotation, cellular component: fungal-type cell wall.